Messenger RNA from Thermothelomyces thermophilus ATCC 42464, 297 nucleotides. RefSeq lists its product as uncharacterized. The annotation marks the transcript as partial. The transcript has a single exon. The record is from RefSeq and is a predicted model, not a curated record. Lineage: Eukaryota; Fungi; Ascomycota; Sordariomycetes; Sordariales; Chaetomiaceae.
CUUUUCCUUAAAUACUACCAUUUUAUUAGGGUAUAUAUUAAUGAUAUUAUUAUCUUUAGUAAAAUAGAGGAAGAAUACCUAGAAUAUCUAUAUACUAUUUAUAAAAUUCUUAAUAAGGCCUAUAUCCAUAUUAGUAUAACUAAAUCCUUUAUAGGUUACCUAGCUAUAAGACUCCUUAGGUAUAUCGUAAAUGGUAAAGGUAUUACUAAAACCGACGACCGUAUUACCGCCUUUAAGAAGCUAAAGUUUCUAGACAUUCUUAAUAGCUUAGAGCAUUACCUUAGAAUAGCUAGAUAG